UAUGCUGCUACAAGGAGGGGGGACGGUUAGGCAAACGAGAUAGAUGGGGAAGGACCAUCUAAAGUACACGAAGUCAGUAAGUCACUUUCCCAACAUAACUAAAACAGUAACAUAACCUACACAAACCCCGACCAGAUUCACUUCUGGCUUAACCAUGAAUCCUUGAAACUUGAUUCAGAUCAUUGUGUCUCAUCUACAAACGGAAGAAACAGAAAUGCCCAGAGACUCAGAUCAGACCCUUUUUCACUACAGCCUCCUCGGUCUCUACCUCAUCGUCCUACCGACAUGGAUCGGCCUCAAGUUCAUCCAGGCCCCUUACGGCAAGCACAACCGCCCUGGAUGGGGGCCAACCCUGUCUCCAUCUUUGGCUUGGUUCCUCAUGGAAAGCCCCACCCUUUGGCUCACUGUCUUGCUCUUUCCUUUCGGCCGACACUUUUCCAACCCGAAAUCGUUCAUUCUGAUGUCUCCUUAUCUCUUCCACUAUUUCAACCGUACAGUGCUUUACCCUCUUCGCCUGGCACGGAGCAGCAACGGCCAAGCCAGGAGUUUUCCGGUGAGUAUAGCUCUCAUGGCUUUCGGGUUUAAUCUCUUGAAUGCUUAUCUGCAAGCCAGGUGGGUGUCGCACUACAAGGAUGAUUAUGAAAACGACAAGCUGUUUUGGUUGAGAUUCCUCGUCGGAUUGCUGGUUUUUAUUACUGGCAUGUGGGUGAAUGUUUGGGCUGACGGAGUUCUGGUGGGGCUUAAAAAACAGGGUGGUGGCGGAUACAAGGUUCCAAGAGGGGGGUUGUUCGACUUGGUGAGCUGCCCUAACUACUUUGGGGAGAUCAUGGAGUGGUUGGGCUGGGCGGUGAUGACAUGGUCCUGGGUGGGGUAUGGGUUCUUUCUCUACACCUGUGCCAACCUGGUGCCUAGAGCUCGUGCCAGCCGCCGCUGGUAUUUGGAGAAGUUCAAGGACGAUUACCCCAAGCACAGAAAAGCUGUGAUCCCAUUUCUCUAUUGACGCUUCUUUCUGCCCUCCCCACUUUUCACCUACAUGAAGAAAGUUUCCAUGGAGGAUUUGAUUCAGUGAUCAAUGUAGUUUUUUGACUGGUUUUGAUUAAUAAAAGAAAUAGGUUUUCGUGUUUGUUAUGAUUUGUACCUCAUUUUGCUCUUCAUCAACUUUGUUGGUCCUUAUGAGCAAAAAAAAAAAAUAUGUUGGUAAUGCUGCUUAUGAUCAAAAGAGGAAGUUUCUGAUUUGA
Messenger RNA from Theobroma umbraticum, 1238 nucleotides. RefSeq names its product 3-oxo-5-alpha-steroid 4-dehydrogenase family protein (gene DET2). Gene Ontology annotation, molecular function: 3-oxo-5-alpha-steroid 4-dehydrogenase activity. Gene Ontology annotation, biological process: brassinosteroid biosynthetic process. The record is from RefSeq and is a predicted model, not a curated record. NCBI's taxonomy places the organism in Eukaryota, Viridiplantae, Streptophyta, Magnoliopsida, Malvales, Malvaceae. Gene Ontology annotation, cellular component: membrane.